UAUCAGUCUGGUAUGUAUUCGCUAAUGGCGUACGAGUUUAAUGUGGUAUUGAUUUAGAUGAGGUUGCAAUUACAGACUGUUCCAAUUUUGUGUGCUGUGUAGUAUAGUUUUUCGUUUUCGUUAAAUUACCAUUUCUAUCAAGUUGAAUUAGUUAUUGUCGAGGAGACAGCAACAACUAAGAAUCAUGAAAGUAAUAUGUGCGGGUUUCAGCAAAACUGGGACAAAAUCGUUAUAUGCAGCCUUGCAUUUGCUGGGCUAUAAUACCUAUGAUUUCUUAGAAAACGCUACUUAUUUGUCCGAAGAAUGGAUUAAAAUCUUUGAACAUGGAUGAACUACAGAAGAUUUCCGACGAAUGUAUAAGGAUGUAGAUGCAGUAACUGAUUAUCCGGCGUUUUACUUUUGGGAAGAAAUCCAUAAAGCUUUCCCAGAAGCCAAGGUGAUUCUGAUGUUAAGAGAAGAUGAGGAUGCUUGGUGCAAUAGUAUGGAAAAACAGCUUCGCAUCAUGGAGGGAUCGUUUUUAUUGCGUCUCAUGCAGUAUUUGUCACCAACGGCGAGAAAUACGGCUGCAAAAGUGUUUCCUUAUUUAGGUUCAGUAGUUUUGGGGCACACAGACUCAUUCCACUGGAAACCGUUCAGAUGGGCACGCAUUAACAGAGAGCUUUUAAAACUGAAAUUUCGAGCUCAUAAUGCACACGUCGUACAGAACGUACGCCCAGAAAAGUUUCUUCAAUUCAAGUGCUCAGAUGGAUGGGAACCUUUGUGCAAAUUCUUGGAUGUUGCAAUUCCGGAUGAAACUUUUCCUCACGAAAACAAAAGCGGAGAAAUUCUACAAAAAUUACUUGAAACGAAUCCCCACUUGAUGAAAAUGAAAAGAGAAGUUCUGAUGUCAUCAGCCAUCAUAACAUUAACCACAGGCAUUGCUGGAUAUUUCCUUUUUACCCGAGGCCCUCGUAAUAUUUAUCAUUCUGUAACAUCGUGGAUGAAAACCUUGCCAGAAAUAUUACACACAAGAACAUAAAAUCGACUUGCAGCUGAAAUCAUAUAUGUUUAUUGUUUAAAGUCAAUAUUAUACGAUUUAAUGUAUUCCGAUUGGACAUUGCUAAUUUACAUGUGGAUUUGUUAAUAUAUAUUUCAUGAAAAAUUUCAUAAUCUCUGUGACUAUCAUAAUGAGAAGACUAUGCAUGGCUCGAGAGAAAAGAGGUUCUGAAACCCGAACUCCGAUUGUGUUAGGAAACAUUGGAAACGUUAUUGCGAAUAUAUAUAAACCCUUUAGUAAGUGAAUGUUACUACAAAAUGUAAUGGUGGAUUUUUUAAUGUAGUACAACCAAAUUGAUCUAUGAAAUGGUGAUCACAAUACCAAAUACAAAACAAGCUUUUUAAUUAUGUUCAUUUAAUCAUUAUAUCAAAACCU
Styela clava is the source of this 1411-nucleotide messenger RNA. RefSeq lists its product as uncharacterized. NCBI's taxonomy places the organism in Eukaryota, Metazoa, Chordata, Ascidiacea, Stolidobranchia, Styelidae. The record is from RefSeq and is a predicted model, not a curated record.